AUGAACAAAUCGAGGCGUGCGCUGUCGGAGAAUGGUCUUCGAUUGAAUAGAUAUCGUAUGCAGAUGUCAACCCAAGUUGCAGAGCGAUUGGCUGCAAAUGUGGCAAAUUUCAACCCACUGGGUGAUGAUGGCAAGCCGUUGGAAGAUAAACAUCGAAGGCGUAUCGACACCGUCCUACAACGAGCAUUCAACCGAGUCUCACGCUCUGCGCAGAAACAAGUGCUGGUGCUAGCCGCAUCGGAUCAGAGUGCUUUACAAAUCCCGAAUGCCGUGAAAUACCACACUCCAGAUUAUUUGAUAGAGCGGCUUCGAACGACGAUGCUGGAUCGAUGGCGCCGUAUCCUAUAUCAGCGAUCGCCACAUUUUGCUGAUUUCAGAGCCACAGAGCCCGUACUACCAAAAUGGAUCGAUGAAACGAAACUUUGUGAAUAUUUCUGCAUCUAUGAGCAUUGCUCGAAACCAAAUCAGACUUAUGAGACAUCCGAAAUUUUGGUGGAACAUUUCAAAGCUGAACACGCACAGAACCUUUGGGCGUGCGGUGAAUGUCCACAUCUUGAGGCAUUCACGGACCCGGGCGAUUACAAGCAGCAUCUGAUGGAGCAUUUCAGGGGGAGCAGUGAAGAAAGAGUCAAAUUUGUUGACGAUUUGCCCGCCGCUAUCCACUUUCUUCGUCAACGAGUUCCAUAUGAGGUAGCCUGUUGUCUCUUCUGUGGUUUUCAGCCAAAUAUCAUGCAAGAGCACAUUUCCGCAAACAAAUUGCAAGAAGAGAUCAGGAACCAUAUGAUGAAGCAUAUGAAAUCGUUGGCCUACAGCGGUCUAAUGUGA
Molecule: messenger RNA, 825 nt
Organism: Dissoconium aciculare CBS 342.82
Lineage: Eukaryota; Fungi; Ascomycota; Dothideomycetes; Mycosphaerellales; Dissoconiaceae
Exons: 1
Coding region: 1-825 (274 amino acids)
Source: RefSeq, a predicted model, not a curated record